Messenger RNA from Ochlerotatus camptorhynchus, 1684 nucleotides. It is a transcript of the gene phtm, whose product is annotated as phantom. The record is from RefSeq and is a predicted model, not a curated record. Gene Ontology annotation, biological process: xenobiotic metabolic process. Gene Ontology annotation, cellular component: intracellular membrane-bounded organelle; cytoplasm. Gene Ontology annotation, molecular function: iron ion binding; heme binding; oxidoreductase activity, acting on paired donors, with incorporation or reduction of molecular oxygen, reduced flavin or flavoprotein as one donor, and incorporation of one atom of oxygen. The transcript is spliced from 6 exons. Bases 164 to 1675 code for a protein of 503 amino acids. NCBI's taxonomy places the organism in Eukaryota, Metazoa, Arthropoda, Insecta, Diptera, Culicidae.
UUUUGCCUUGAGCCAGGGAUGUGAAUUUUAUUUUGAAAGUAUAAUCAGUCUAUUAAUAUUGAUUGGCUAGCAGGCACAAGCGCUUCGUGUACCUACUGAAACAUUACUCAGUGUUACUUCCGACGUGCUCGUGUGAAUAGUGUGAUACGUGGAGAUCUCUAAGAUGUACUUAAUCCUCGCUAUACUCGCCAUUGUUACCUACCUGCUAUGGGUAACCCUUGACCGGCGUGGUAAACCUCCUGGCCCCUGCGGUCUACCCAUCAUAGGGUAUUUACCUUUCAUCAAUUCGACCAAACCCUACGAAACACUUACGAACCUCGCCAAACGGUACGGGCCCAUCUACAGCCUCCAGAUGGGUCAGGUGGAUGCGAUCGUUCUUACUUCCUCCGAACUCAUCCGGGAUACUCUGAAACGCGAGGAAGCAACCGGACGUGCACCACUAUUCAUCACCCACGGGAUAAUGGGAGGAUACGGAAUCAUCUGCGCAGAAGGCAAUCUGUGGCGCGAUCAACGGCGUCUUUCAACCGAAUGGCUGCGCAAGAUGGGCAUGACUAAAUUCGGCCCAGCGCGUUCAACACUCGAGGCCCGCAUCGUAAUCGGUGUGAAUGAACUCGUACAGGAUUUGAAAUGGGAAUCGGAGAAAGUGUUUGCCUUCGAUCCUGCACCGUUGGUGCAUCAUAUUCUAGGAAAUCUGAUGAAUGACAUCGUCUUCGGACUGAAAUACGAACGGGAUGAUGCAACGUGGCGGUACCUUCAGCACUUACAGGAGGAAGGCGUCAAACAUAUCGGAGUCUCGAUGGCGGUUAAUUUUCUACCGUUUCUAAGACAUCUGCCUUCGAGCAAAAGGAUAAUUGAAUUUUUAUUAAAUGGCAAAGCAAAAACUCAUAAAAUUUACGACUCGAUCAUCGAAGAACGACGUAGGACGCUGCUGGAUGGUGGCAAGGAGAAGGAUGCCGAGGUCAGUGACCGGCAGCAUGAUAGCAUCCUGUCGAAUUUCGUGCAGGAAACUCGAAAACGAGAAUCCAGCGGCCGCCCAGAGCUAGCUUUCUGUGGUGAUGCUCAGCUUCGGCAUCUGCUGGCGGAUCUAUUCGGUGCAGGUGUUGAUACAACAUUUACGACUCUCCGCUGGUUGAUGCUGUUCAUGGCCCUGAAUAAGGAUGCACAGAAACGGCUGCGGCAGGAAAUGGGCAGCAAGCUUCACGGUGAACCUAGCUUGAACGAUGUGGACUCUUUGCCGUACCUGAAGGCUUGCGUGGCUGAAACACAACGAUUGAGGACGAUUGUUCCGCUUGGAAUCCCUCACGGGACGGUUUCGGACAUAUCAAUCGCUGGUUACAAAGUUCCCAGGAAAUGCAUGAUAAUACCGCUACUUUGGGCGGUGCAUAUGGAUCCCGCCUUGUGGUCCAACCCGGAACGCUUCGAUCCGGAGCGCUUCUUGGAUGAAGCUGGACAGUAUGUUGCACCAAAUCAUUUCAUGCCAUUCCAAACCGGAAAGCGGAUGUGCCUUGGUGACGAACUGGCACGAAUGAUUCUGCAUCUUUACGCAUCUCGCAUUUUCUGGCAAUUUGAGUUGGAUGUAUUCAACGGAGAUGCCAUCGAUCUAACCGGCAUAUGUGGAAUCACCCUUACCCCUCCACCGUAUCAGAUAAUGUUCAAGGAAUGUUCACCGAAAUGAUUUAAUAAA